Molecule: messenger RNA, 1890 nt
Organism: Carcharodon carcharias (great white shark)
Lineage: Eukaryota; Metazoa; Chordata; Chondrichthyes; Lamniformes; Lamnidae
Gene: timm50
Product: translocase of inner mitochondrial membrane 50 homolog (S. cerevisiae)
Exons: 10
Coding region: 11-1234 (407 amino acids)
Molecular function (GO): phosphoprotein phosphatase activity
Source: RefSeq, a predicted model, not a curated record
UCGGCCCAAGAUGGCGGCGUCGCUCUCCUGCAUGUGUAGCCGCUCAACGCUGAACCUGUGCGGGAACUUUUUACGCUGCCGGCUCGGGACCGGCCGCAAAAGAUUCGCGCUGAAAAGUUAUGAGGUAAAGCCGGGCUCCCCGGUGGCGUGGCGGGCGCUGUCGGCGGAGAGAGGCCGCGGGCCGAGCGGCGCCGGGGCGGGCGGGCUGGCUCAGGCCAUCCUGCAGGAGAAGCUUCAGCAACAGCAGCGGGAACGGGCCAAGGAGGAAGCCGGCGGCGGCAAGGCAGGGGCCGGGAGCGGCGGCGACGCGGGCACCGAGCAGGAACAGAAGCAGAAGCAGAAGCAGAACGCCGCCUAUGCCAAGAAAAUGGUGCUGAGGCUGGCGGGGCUGCUGGGGGCGGGAAGCGCCUUCGGGGUGGUCUACGUCUUCGGUAGUAAUUCAAUAGAUGAAGCUGGAAAUAAGAUUCCAGAUGAAUUCGAUAAUGAUCCUCCCGUUGUACAGCAGUUACGAAGGACGUUUCGCUACUUCAAAGAUUAUAGACAGAUGAUAAUUGAGCCCACCAGUCAGAAGUUGUUGCCAGACCCCCUUAAAGAGCCAUAUUACCAGCCACCGUAUACUGUUGUGUUAGAGCUAACAGAUGUGCUGCUGCACCCAGAGUGGUCGUUAGUCACAGGCUGGCGGUUUAAGAAGAGGCCAGGUAUAGACUACUUUUUCCAGCAGUUGGCUCCGCUGUACGAAAUUGUUAUCUUCACCACAGAAACGGGAAUGACAGCAUAUCCACUUAUUGACAGUGUGGAUCCACAUGGAUUCAUUAUGUACCGUCUGUUCAGGGACGCAACACGGUACAUGGAAGGUCACCAUGUGAAGGACGUGUCGUGUCUGAACAGGGACCCUUCCAAAGUUAUUAUCGUGGACUGUAAAAAGGAAGCCUUCAGCCUCCAGCCCUUCAAUGGUAUUGCACUAAAGAAAUGGGAUGGAAAUUCUGAUGACCGAACCUUGUAUGAACUUGCAGCAUUCCUGAAAACAAUUGCAAUGAGUGGAGUUGAAGAUAUCAGAACUGUACUGGAGAACUAUGCUUUAGAAGAUGAUCCAAUUGAAGCAUUUAAAAAAAGACAAGAGCUGUUAGCACAGGAAGAACAACAGCGAAUAACUGAUCGAUCACAGCAGAAGUCUUCUGGCCUCUCCCUUGGAUCCUUGACUAGCAAACUAUGGCAAAGGUCCAAACCGCAGUAACUCAAGCCUGACUUCCAGUCCCACCCUCCUGCUCUAUUACAGAGCUACCGAAAGUAGUCUGGCCCACUGCUCCGAGCUGGAGUGAGCAAUGGUGUUUUCACCCUGAGGCUGUGCAUACAGGGAAAGCUGUCCCCGGAUGGAGUCCAGUUAAAUUCCGUACUCUCCUUUCCCUUUGUCUGGCAGGGUUAGAUAUGGAAGACAACACAGGGAUGGAAUACUGGUGAUUAUAGCCCAUUACAAGUCCUGAUAUUGGCUGCCAUUUUAGAUGUACCGACACGAUUUGAAUGCCAAGGAAAAGUCACUGUUGAUCCACUUCAUUAGCUUGUCAUGUGUUUUAGUUCAUUGAAGGAAUAGGCUUUUUAAAACUGCCAUUUUUUUUUUUACGAGCCAGCAGUUCAAUGGUGGUUACACUGGGGUGGGGGGGAAUCCAAUUGUCUUAUCAUUGUGACUGUAAACAGUACUAAAUGUACCAACUAUUAAAUCUGCACACAGGUUUUUAUACAGUGCCUGCAAAAUGGAGUCUACCAAAAUUUAGCUUUCCUUUUCCUUGUACAAUCAAUACAAUUUCACAUCUGUAACAUUCUGUAAAUGAUGUGCAUAUGAAACAGAAUGUAGUUCAGUGAGGUGUUAAAUAAAAUUAUGAAGACGAACAGCAA